This is a messenger RNA of Sphenostylis stenocarpa, 1071 nucleotides long. The record is from the annotation of a GenBank genome assembly. Lineage: Eukaryota; Viridiplantae; Streptophyta; Magnoliopsida; Fabales; Fabaceae.
AUGGCUUCCUCCUUUAUCUCAAACGGGGACGUUUCUGGGUUCAAAGAUAAGGAGUCAAUGGUUGACCCUUUCUUGGUUGAGGCGCUUCAGAAUCCUCGUCAUCGUGUCACCCUUUUGCGAAUGGAGUUGGAUAUCCAGAGGUUCCUGAAUAAUGCAGAUCAGCAGCAUUUAGAAUUUCAACAUUUCCCUUCUUCAUAUCUUAGACUGGCUGCACACCGUGUUGCUCAACACUAUGGUAUGCAAACAAUGGUUCAAGAUAAUGGCUUAGAUGGUCAGGGAACCAGAAUUAUGGUUAGAAAGACAGUGGAAAGCAGGUAUCCUUUGGUAUGCUUGUCUGAAAUACCUGCUAAACAGUUGGGAAAUGAUAAACCUGAGCAGAUAAAAAUUGCCAUAAGGCCUAGGCCAAAUAGAAGCAGUUUAAAUGAAGCCAAUGAAGUUGGAAAGAAAAACAAUCCUCUUAGAAGUGUGGAAGAGCGGAAGGAGGAAUAUGAUCGGGCACGAGCACGCAUUUUUAGUAGCUCCAGAAGUUUUGAUUCAGAUGAUACUCUGUCCCAGGCUUCUACAGAUGAGAAAAAUUCUCUUAUAAGCAAAGACGAGAAUGAAACUAGCAAGACCCCUGUGGUUGAUUCAGAAAAAUGCACUACUGGUAGGGAUAUUAAUUCUACUCGAGUUGCCAUCUUCAGAGAUAGGGAAAAGGAUCGUAGUGAUCCAGAUUAUGAUCGUAACUAUGGAAGGUAUGCUAGGAGUAUUCCACCUUCUUCCCUUAACUUGAUGCCUUUUAAUUUGCAACAUGUUCAAGCUCCAUUCGCGCAGUACGACACUGGUUUUAAUCAGUUGAGUCAGAUGUCACAAAAUCAAGCUUCGCUUGGCUAUGGACCUCCUUCAAGUCCUAUGAUGAAUCCUUUUGGUGUCACGGGAUUGAAUCAUGCAUCUAGCGAUGUUGCUUACCUGCAGUGGCCAAGUGCUUCAAUGAUGUAUGCACAUUCAUACGACCAAUUUAGACAUGCUAUUUUCCAGGCUCCAUUUGGUCAUCAACGCCCAUUAAGCUUUGAUUAUUCACAGAAUUACUAG